Fusarium graminearum PH-1 is the source of this 321-nucleotide messenger RNA. RefSeq lists its product as uncharacterized. The record is from RefSeq and is a predicted model, not a curated record. Lineage: Eukaryota; Fungi; Ascomycota; Sordariomycetes; Hypocreales; Nectriaceae. The transcript is spliced from 5 exons. Bases 1 to 321 code for a protein of 106 amino acids.
AUGGCGGCUGGUUCAUCCUCCAACACUUUAGGACAAACUUACGGGUCACACAUACACACCGUCGAGAAGCGUCUUAUCACCAACGCGGACGCAUCAGUUAGUGCAUUGGAUCGGAUUUUCGGGCCCAGUGGUUGGGAUGCACAAGGAUGGAGCGCAUUGCAGGCGGCGGAAGAUAGAAUUGGUGGAGAUGAAGCAAUGAGACGGGACCCGACACUGAUACCGGUUUGGAGCAUAGAGGCCUUAUUUCAUAAGAAUAAGAGAGGGCCAACAAUCCCAACCAACUUAUUUUUUACGCUUCUCACAACUACCGUGGCGCAUUAA